Messenger RNA from Daucus carota subsp. sativus, 1194 nucleotides. RefSeq names its product protein FLX-like 1. Lineage: Eukaryota; Viridiplantae; Streptophyta; Magnoliopsida; Apiales; Apiaceae. The coding region runs from base 70 to 882 and encodes 270 amino acids. The transcript is spliced from 4 exons. The record is from RefSeq and is a predicted model, not a curated record.
AUUACAAAGAAAACAUGUCUAUUACUCGAUUAGUCUAUUAGCACCCAAAACCUCGCCGGGAAAUCAAGAAUGGCCGGACGACACAUUCCACCGCACCCCCACCACCGACCCGACCCACUCCACGUCGCCGAAAUCGCCGGCCUUCAGCGCCUUAAAAUCCAAGACCUCCUGGUGGACAAUCAACGCCUGGCGGCCACCCACGUGGCACUCAAGCAAGAAGUCGCCCUAUCCCACCAAGAACGCCGCCACCUCUCCGCCGCUCUGAGCUCCGUGAAGCAGGACAGCGAUGCCCAUGUCCGAGAACUUCUCGAAAAGGCGAUGCAGCUGGAGGUGGAAGUGAGGGGUGUGAGGGAGCGUGAGGCUGAGUGGGCGAGAGUGAGGGAGGAUUUGAGGAAGAUGGAGGAGGAUAGGAGGGAAUUGGUGGCGAAUUUGUCGGAACUCGAAGCGAAAAAGAGGCAGGCGAGGGGGGAGGUGAUGGAGGUUGAGAGGGUUCAUGAGGAGAAAGAGGUGAUGAGGAGGGAGAUUUUGAAAGGGAGGGCUGCCCUUGAAUAUGAAAAGAAGAUGCAUGCUUUAAACGAUGAAGUGACUCAGAUCUUGGACGAGAACAUACGUUCUAUGGAACGGGAAAUACCUAUACUUAUGGCUGAAAUUGCUAAUGCUAAGAAGAUGGAAAGGGCAGCUGCAGCUGUUGACGCAGCAAGUCCGGGGUCUGCAUAUGCUUCUGGUUAUGGAAAUUCUGAUGUGGGAUAUACCGCUAAUUUUUCUGGUUCAUAUGCAGCACAGCAGUUUCAGGGCAAUGUCGGCGGUGGUCCCCAGUAUCGCUCUCAAUCAACAGCUCCAGCUCAUACUCCGUAUGGCAUACAACAGAACCAUGCACCAUGAAACAUUAGCUCAUUUUGAGGUAAUGAAAAUAGUAGCAAUCUUGGACUCUUUUGUCAAACAAUCUCAAAACAUCGUUGUCGUCGGAGAACACUGGGUUUUGCCAAGUGGCCCCAGGCCCCGGCCAAAGUAAAUCUAGCAAAUUUAGAAACAUAGACUAGUCUAGUACAGGAGUUUUUCAUCAGUGGUUUGCACUUCUGCUUGGAUUUUCACCAUCUUUCCAAUAUGGAGAGGUGCACAAGUUGGGUGUUGGUUUACAACUAUACAAGUGUUGCAUGUGAAUAGAGAAUGAAAAAUCAAGGGUUUAUUGAAAAA